Melampsora larici-populina 98AG31 is the source of this 3069-nucleotide messenger RNA. RefSeq lists its product as uncharacterized. NCBI's taxonomy places the organism in Eukaryota, Fungi, Basidiomycota, Pucciniomycetes, Pucciniales, Melampsoraceae. Gene Ontology annotation, molecular function: protein binding. The transcript has 2 exons. The record is from RefSeq and is a predicted model, not a curated record. The coding region runs from base 1 to 3069 and encodes 1022 amino acids.
AUGCCUCCUAGAAAAUCUGAUCGAGUCCGAGCUAUUGAAGAGAAACUCGGACGACCCUCAUACUCAGAAACCUCCAGGAGAUGUAGCUCAGUCGGUCCCACCUCAGCACGACCUAAUGCAAGAAGAUCAAGCAUUAGAUCAGCUACCACCGACCAUAACGUCGGAAGAGGAGAGACUCCUAAUGUCCCUACACAAGAAAAACUUCAUCAACUGGAGAAAAGCUCAAGAAACGAACCCGAACAAUACCCGGGCAAUCACGAUCUAUCUCAGCUUGUGGAAGAACAGUCACGACAGCUUGACGCUGCUCCUGGGCGAGGAGGAAGUCCUGAAGAGGUCUUUGGGAUGGAAUCCGUACUCCGAAGAACUCAAGUUCAAAGCGAGAACCAACCAUGGCUUCAUAGGCAAGAAUCCGAGCCCUCAACCAGCAUCGCAGCACGUGCCGGAACCAGCGCAGUCCAACUCGUCAGCAGGGCCAAUCCGCAAGAACCAUUAAAAAGCUCAGAAAGAGCCCUAUCAGAAACCAGCUCACGUAGAGGAGGAAUCGGCCAACAUGCAGUCGAUGCUGUCCUUCAGCCGAGCCUACUACCGGGCGAUCAAAGGGAUCAACAAAUCCCAGAAGAGCAAAGGAAAGUCUCCCUUAGUUCCAACCCAAAACCAACCGGGACCGUCCAACCAGUAGAAAAGACCUUCAUCUCUCCUCCCAGUCCGUUUCUCUUUUCACGACGCGUGGCUUAUGAAAAUAAUAAUGAUGUUUUUCGUUCUACUGUCAUGAUGCCUACGCCUGUGAGCGAAACCAGUGUCCCAGUUCAAAAAGUUGUUCACCCCACUACCUCACCUUUAGUACAAAAUGAUGUUACUCCCAUUCCUUUUAGACAAGUUGUGUCUCCUAAAGUCCAUGCCCUCGAGACAAUUUCUACUCCUAUGACAGAGAAUGACAAAAUUGAGAGAGCGCUCAAAAACAAAAACUUGGAGAGGAUCUCUCAAGAAAAUCCAGAGACUAAAAGGAUUGAAACCUCUGUACCCAUGCCUGAGAAUAGUAAGAUCCAGGAGACCUCAGAACAUCUAAGCACUAAGAAAAGUGUUAACUCCCUCCUUCCUAUCACGGACAGUAAGGUCGAAGGACCUACCAAAAGGCAAGACUCUCACAGCGCCGGAAGAACCGUUUCGUUAGUUGAGAAAGAGGAGUUAAGACAUAAAAGAAUAAAAGAAGAUCUUCCUGAGACCGAUAACUCAGUAAUGAAGACAAAGAGCAUUGAAGAAAUACUCCGUGAAACGGAAAACAGGAUUUCACCAUUCCUUUUAGCCGGACCAGUCAAUACUAUGCCACACAAAAUGAGUCCUCUGUCCCCGGACAAAGAGUUUAGUCUUAACAAUAAGUUCUCAGCAUUAAAAAUACACAGUGAGACAAAUUCCCCAAAGUCACAUAUAUCCGUUCCAGACAAGGAAUUCAGGAUACACAAAACGUUGAAAACCGUGCAAUCUCAUAUAGAGAAUAAGCUGGAAGAAACCAUAAAAGCACUGAAUUCAAAGUGGGACAAUAGCGUAGAACUCCUAAAUGAGGAGAUGAAUAUGAACUUUGAAGAGAUUAGGCACAGUAUCCUCCACACAAACAAUAAUAUAGACAUCAGUGCAAUCGCGAUAGUACUAGAUGACCACCAGACGAACAUGGAAAGCAAUAUGCAACUUCUACUACACUCGCACAAGGAACACAGCGAAGUACACCUCAAGCACCUGGGCGAAUUGAUGUGUGUGUUAGGAGAAAAGCUAGAUUCAGCAGCUCAGAGAACAGAAAACAUACACCGAAAUGUAAACCGUCUGAUAUCAUUGACAGAGCGUACACACAACCAGAACCAUAGCGGCACCUACUCACAUAGAGACCACAUACCAAUAGCAAACGAGCCAGAAAUACUGAGCAAUAAUCCAUUUGCUCACGAAUUCCCAGCGAUGCAACAGCCGAUGUUUAGAGAACUCCAUAUUAACGCAUCAACACGCACAGCAAUGGACAAUCCAAAGUCGACCGUAGACGAUAGAAGAUCCAACGAGUCGGUGGGACAAGCCUUGUUAGCCAUCAUCAUGACUCACUCGGCGAGAGCAUGGUACACGAGUAAACAAACGACUGAAGGACCAAGCAGCUGGGCGAGGUGGAAAGAAUUGAUAAAAGACACAUACGGUACCCCAGUAUGGAAGAGGAAAAUGUCCACAGCCUUUGACAGGGAUACCUUCAGAGCAGAACACCGAGAGAAACCUCUCGCAUGGCUCCUACUGCAGAGGAGGCGAAUGGUCGCAGCAUGGCCGUUUCUGACGACCUCAGAUCAGAUUGAUAAGAUUCUGAGUCUAUGCCACGGCGAUAUAGAGCAUGCGGUUCAAUCAAGAAUCAAAGACCAUUCAAACUACAAGAUGUUUAUGGCCAUUUUUGAGGAGGUAGUCACCCACACAUCCAUCGGUAAGCAUAAAACAAGUUAUUCAAAGCGUUUUACUAAUGAGGCGAUAGCAACCUCUGACUACAAGCAGAAGGAUGAUCGCAAAGAACAGAGCUCUAGAGACUAUAGAGACAGGACUCCCGGCACGAACCAUAAGCCUAGGGAUAAACCCUUCUUUAAGAAGGAUAGUGAUCAAAAACCACGAUUCGAGAAGAAAGCGGUUAACACUGUCGAACUAGACGAUAGAGAGACCGAUGUUGAGACCAGAAUCGAGGACGAAGACCAGUCAGAAGCUGGGUCGGAAACGACAGACAAUGAACAGGACAUAUGUAUAGGUAACAUCGAGAUGACCAACCAAGUGCAGGGGAACGGUCAGGCAGACGAAGACUACAAUACAGAUUCUACAGGAAGUGUAAUAGAAGGUGAUAGCCUAUCGCUGGAGGAACUCGCACACAAUCUACACAUAGCAGAAUUUGCACACGUAGAGAGCAACUAUCCCCCUUUUAUCAAAAGACUUGAAAUGGGAACGAUAAACCCAAGUUUAACACUCUCCAUAUCGAUUAACGGCAUCCUGGACUCACUAGUCCUAGAUACGAACAACAUACAAUCAAUCAUGCCGCUAUCACACUUGCGAAUCUACUGCCCUUGA